AUGCAAGUUCGGCGUUCCUUACCGUUUCCAACGAAUCAGGAAGUAGUUGUCAUAAGGCCGCCGCUGUUUCUAUGCCGCAGUGAGCAGCUGACUGUACGGUGGCCGUCAGUGGCGAUGCAGAAGUGGACAUCGUUUGGAUCAUCUAAGAUAUCCGGUGGUCACGUUGGCAAUUACAGUAGCGAUCAACGAUGGGUGCUGCCAUAUUUUGACGAUUCUCGUUGGCUCGAUAGACCGCCGCAUGAGUCUGACUUAAACGACGACAACUUCACCAUCACGUUGAGCAGAUCCUUCGGUGCAACCGACCGCAGGAACAGUCGAUGCAUCACUACCAAGGUGCCGGUUCUAGAUACGAAACAGGUACACAUAUAUCUUCGAAGGCAAGCGAGUUGUGGCUCGAUUCAGUCGAACUUCAGUUCCAGCCUUUUUGAUGAGCCAAACUCGACGCUGGAUAUAUCGUCAACUGCCAAGUGUGGUUCGGAAACAGUGGAGUCAUCAGAUGGGUCGAAGAACUUCAAGCAGGUGAACAGGCGAGUGGUAAAACCGAGUGUUGCUUGGUGUCGACGAGGCAGCGCGGUCGGUUCGUCAUCGUCGUCCUCGCAGACGCUGGCUUACAAGACGGUGCCGAAGAGGGUUAACCUACUGGAUACGGAGGUAUGCCAGGUGUAUGACUACUUGUUCAUGAGCGGCGUACAGGCAGCGUACAACGCCAACUUCCUGUGUAAAUUUAACAUCGAGUAUCUGAUCGACGUGUCGAAUGUCGAGCCACAGAACGUGCCGCGUGACAUGAGGAGCGACGUGCCGUGCGUAUGUCCGCGAGAAACGGCCCAUAGUCGGGCUCGCAUGGCGAUCACGAUCGAUGAACACAGUACCCUCGACCUGGUACCCAUGUUUGAAGAUGUCAACCGCUUUAUCGACUCAGCUCGCGUCUGUGGCAAGUCCGUGCUCAUCUACAGUUAUUUGGGCCGCAACCGAUGCGCCGUGUUCGUCGUCCAGUACAUAAUGAAGACCAAGCGGAUGAAUUGCGACCGUGCUGUUCAGGUUCUAAAGGAUCUCUGGCCGAACAUCGACAUCUCUGAGAACUUCUAUCACUCGUUGCGCAAAUGGGACAUCACGUUGAACCUCUUCAGUGCAUCGAUCGACUCACCCAAGGUUGUUGCUAAACGGUCACCGUUCAUUACCAGAUCCGCUUGGGUGUGA
This is a messenger RNA of Soboliphyme baturini, 1197 nucleotides long. Lineage: Eukaryota; Metazoa; Nematoda; Enoplea; Dioctophymatida; Soboliphymatidae. The record is from the annotation of a GenBank genome assembly.